AUGGUGAAUCAGCAUUUGACGAAUGGGAAGCCGAUGCUGAAUAAACUGGGCAAGAGUAUGAGUUCGUUGUUGGGGAAUAGUAAGCCUACUGUGCAUGUGGUGCAGAGUGCGCAGGGUUAUCAGGGUCAUCAUGGACAGCAGCAGCAGCAGCAGCAACAGCAGCAAAGUCAGGGUCAGGUUGCUGCUGCUGCUGCUGCUAAUACUACUAGUCCACAGCCGCAACAACAGCAGUGGGGUCAGGUGCAGCAACAGCAACAGCAACAGCAACAGUGGGGCCAGGGGCAUCGUCCUUCUCCACCACCGCAUCCUCAGGUAUCGAGUCCAUAUCAGCAAUCGAGUUAUUUCACGUCGACUCCAGGACACUCGGGACAUGCUGGCUACUCGCCACAGCAGACGCAGCAAGCGCCUGUUUCGCAAUCGUAUACGCCGCCGCCAUCAGCUACUACGCCGGGCUAUGCACAGCAACACGGACACGGCCAAGUAGGGCACAGUCAGUAUUCGCCACCUGUGCAGGAAUUACCAGGCUGCUAUGCAGUACAAGAGAGCGGAGUGAUUGCAGGCACGCCAAGUCAUGUUGGGGGCAUAGCAAACCAUGCUGCGAAUACACCUCCGCAUAUGGCUGGACAAUCUCCACAAGCACAAUGGGUGAGCUCAAUCCCGACAACACAUUCGCCUAGGCCUCAACAGCAGCCUAUGCAUCCCUUGCAACAUGUAGCUUCUCCAAUCAGUCCAGUCAGUCCAGAGCAGCAUUGGAAUGGCAUGUCGGCGGCUCCUAAGCCAUAUAGCCCAGUUCAUGUUUCGGCACCACAUCACUCGACCAGUCCGUCGCCAACACAACAGGGGAACGCGGUACCUCCCCCACCGUCACAUCACCAAGCUGCACCAUACUUUGCGCCGCCAACAUUUGCUGUAGAACUGCCCGCGGAUCUGGGAAGCCUCAGCCUUGGUUCAGCGAAGCCGGCCAAAGACAAUGGACAUGGGCCGAGUUUGAGGGCAAGCGAGGUGCCGCAGGCUGGCACAUGGAAGCUUGCCGACCCAGCGACGGAAAGGGCGACGGAUGAAUUCUACGCCUUGGCCGACUUGCUUUUCGAUGCAUUGGACAGGCAGUUUGAGCCUAGGAACACGGGCCUGGUGGAGGGGUCAAAGUUGAUGGGGAGUUGUGUGCUGAGGUUAAAUGAGGACGAAAAGCGGUUAUUUGCGCAUCAAUCAUACGGGGCGUUUGCCAAGAUGUGGAGCAUAGAAGGCAUCCCGCACGUCAUGGUGCCGUGCGAGGGUGCACUGACGCCGAUUUGGAACUUUGACAGAGUGACACACGGCCAGCAUGUCAGAGUUGGCGAGAGCAGCAGAGGGUCGCAGGCGCGAUACAUGCCAGCGCUGAACCGGGCGGGAUGGUACAGUUUCUUGCUGGUCGAGGCGAUGCGAGCGCCCGAGGAGCUUGGCAAGGUCGUGGCAGCCGUGUGCGCGGACAGACAGCCGGCUGGGCUGGUGGCCAAGGUCGACCUCAACAAGCUUGAUCGAACCGUGGACCCGGCGGUGCGAGCCAGGGCGGGCGAGCUGCGGGCGUAUGCCAUUGCCCAAGCGUGCGAUGAGACGAGGGCUGCCAUGGGUAGGGAUGGAGAUGGGAAUAAAUAG
Messenger RNA from Bipolaris zeicola 26-R-13, 1632 nucleotides. RefSeq lists its product as uncharacterized. The transcript has 2 exons. Lineage: Eukaryota; Fungi; Ascomycota; Dothideomycetes; Pleosporales; Pleosporaceae. The record is from RefSeq and is a predicted model, not a curated record. Bases 1 to 1632 code for a protein of 543 amino acids.